CGCGCUAACUUCACUGCGUCAUGUGGGACAAGCAAUCAGAGAGUAGAAACUAGUACACACACUGUUAAUGACCCGCCCGCUUUCAACGUGUCAACACUGCCGUGAAGCAGCCGGUAACUGUCGCACAUUGCACAAUCCGGCUACUGUUAUGGAAGGAAAUAAAGCUCUGCUGUUUCCGUCAGGAUAGCUAGCUUCCAGGCUUGAUGUCGGUAAAUAUGUUUUUAAUAUACCUGUAGGAGUACAUGUUGUGAGGUAACAGCUGCUGGAAGACCGGGAAAUGGACUUCAACAGGACUGUUCUGGUGACUGGAGGCUCUGGAUUCAUCGGCUCCCAUCUGGUGUGCUCGCUGGUCCACAGACACCCGGAAUGGAAAAUUAUCAACCUGGAUAAUUUGGAUUACUGCUGCAGCCCCAGGAGUCUGGAGAGCGUUGAAAACAGAACGAACUACAUCUUUAUCAGGGGGGAUGUGUGUAACCCGCGGCUGGUGAACCACAUCUUCAGUUCCGAAAACAUCGACAUCAUCUUUCACCUGGCAGCCAAAACUCACGUCGAGGCUUCCUUUGAAUCCCCAUCCUCUUUCCAGGAGGUCAACGUUGAAGGGACCAGAGUUCUGCUGGGAGCGGCCCAUCAGGCCCGACACCAGCCACAGCGCUUCAUCUACAUCAGCACCGAUGAGGUGUACGGAGCCAGUCUGCGUGAGGUGUUUGAUGAGAGCAGCCCACUGAGGCCCUCCAAUCCGUACGCUGCUACUAAAGCUGCUGCAGAGUAUCUGGUCAGAUCAUACUGGGACCAGUACAAGUUUCCCAUCAUCAUUACCAGGAGCAACAACAUCUACGGGCCCAGGCAGUACACGGAGAAGGUCAUUCCAAGGUUCCUCACCCUCUUACAGAUGGACAAGAAAUGCACUAUCCAGGGAACCCUUCCGAAAUCCCGCCACUUCCUGUUUGUCAGUGAUGCCAUAAACGCCUUCCUGUUGCUUCUGGAGAAAGGGAUUGUGGGAGAAAUCUACAAUGUGGGGACAAGCUGUGAGAUUCCCAUCAUACAGCUGGCGAGGGAACUUGUUAGGAUGGUCAAGAAAGUGCCAGAAUCUGAAGUGAAUGAUUGGCUUGAGUUUGUGCCUGACAGGCCGCGGGUCGACCUGCGUUACCCCAUCAAGUGUGAGAAGCUGCAGCAGCUGGGCUGGAGAGCUGAGGUGUCCUGGACUGAAGGCAUCAGACAGACAGUGAAAUGGUACCGAGACAACCCAGACUUCUGGUCAGACAUCAGCGAGGACCAACCACCAAUCAGGCGCGAGUUUGAAAAUGCUACCACCACAGUCGUCCCGAUCAGCUCUGAAUCUUGACUGACAGGAAGAGACUUUUUAAUUUUUUUCCAUACAAGUAAUUUCACGUGAUAUUUAUGUAGCACAGAGGCCAUCAUGGCUGGUUUAAAGCUGAAUGAACAAAACACUGAAUAUUUCAGUUAGCAUCAGUCUUACUCUGCAGAACAUUUCAUUCUCAGCCGUCUCUGAGUUAAGACGGUCUGAGCAACAGGACCUGAAGUGCCAGAUAACCAAGGGCAGAGCCUUCCUGCAACCAAAGCAGACCUACAGCUGGAAAUUAAUGCACUUUAUUACUUAACUUUAUAGUAAUUACAAUCUUAGCUGAUAUUAACAGUGUCUUGUCCUGCUCAUUGUGAUUUGUUUAAAUUAUAUUUUUGCACACUGUGGGCUGAGGGACAUUAAUCUCUGAUUGGUUCAACAUUUUCAUUUACAGUGUUGGCAGGAUCCUGGACUAGUACAGACAAACAGGUUAAAGUGUCAGCGCAGUAAGAAAAACUGAGGGGAAGAGCAACGCCUCACCUUUGACUGCGUUUGGCCGAGUAUGCAGCGCAGGUACAACAGUUUAAAUUAAGACUCCCCUCUCCUGUUGGCUUUCCUCAACAGGAAAAUAAUCAGGAUUGUAAGAAUAGAUUUUUAAGUUGGGCUUUGUUAACUUUAGCCUUCUUUUACCAAAUGGCCUGAAAUAGCAAUGAUCUCUUAAUGUAGGUAGCACAGACUCAGUGCCUUAUUUCCAGUGUACUUGGAUUAUGAACCCAAGAGGCUCAUUUUGAGACCAGAAGAAACUCUGAUUUGACCUUCCACUGUCUGUUCUCAUGUGUUUCCUUUAAGAUUGUUAAUGCAAAUAUUCGGGUCGCCGUUUGGCCCAGACUGGAAUGACACAUUACAUAAGCAAUCUGGGACAGGUUUCAGAGAACAAGAGUUAUGCAGGUAAUGCCUAGAUAACCCUCUAAUGAACGGAUGUCUGCCAUUGUACAUCGUGGGCCACAUACUGUGAUCUGAAGACAACUAGAUCAGAGAAACUUCACAUUUAAUCCCUCAUGUUAAUAAAAUAAGUUUUUCUACAUGACAUCUGUCAGCACAACUCUUUGGGCUUAAACCGUAAGAAAUGUGAUAGCUCACAGUUUUAUAAUUUUAGUACAUUCUGGACAAAGUUUUUGUUCACUUAUUUUUUUUUUCUUUACCGUUGACUUAAAAAAGACAUUUAAGUUUUUUAAAUAUUUCAUUACUUUGGUGUACUAUGAAUGGCCACAGGGGAAGGUCUUUGGAGUCUUUGCUGAACUGGCUCCAAGGCCUCAUGUUUGACACCCCUUCACAUGUUACCAGUAUUUUGCACUUAGUAGUCACUUCAAUCGCUUGCCUCAAAGUUGAGAAAGGUUUCUAAGCAGUUUUACAGUUGCCAAAUCUCAUCGACUUCCUACGGUCUCUUGUCACAGCAUCACUGCGAAUCACUUCCUUUGUGGAUGCAGCUUUAUUCAGAGUUAUAGAGGCUGCUGUUCUGUUGUUCUACACAAAGCUAAUAAACUUGACUCCAACUUUAAGAAACGUGGCUGUCAGGUCAUUUUAAUCUGCUUAUUGAAGAAAGUGGAUGAAGCAAACCGCUUCGAGUCAUCUCCUGCUACCAGUCAGCAAGGCUCUGUACCAAGUUAGAAAUAUGUAGGUGCAACUUCAGAUUUCAAAUUAGCCGUUUAUGAUUUUUAAUGAUCUGUGUUUUAAGGACAAGGGAAUCACAAUCAUUCCUGUCAGAUGCAUUUUAUGCACACUGUUUUUAUAAUUUGAUGCUGUUUAUCUUCAAAUAAACACAGUUUGUGUUUUUCCAUCUCUGUAAAGUCACACAAAAAAAAAAAAAAAAAAAGACAAAACCACUGAUUACAUCUGCAAAUCCAAACCUUUAUUUGUGGUAAAAUCAGAAUAUUUGCACAGUUUUGUUUUUCUUCGUGCAGUGCUCUUCGUGCACAUCUGCUAAACUAAUACAUAAGCAAAUACUAACUACCAGGCCGGUGCAGCUGCCCGUCCACACUGUGGGGUCUGGCCAUUCAGUAAUGACGACAGCACUGGGCUUCAUUUCAUUUCAGUUCGCUCGCUAAGAGAACAGCAAUCGUUCCUAAAUGCACCUCAGCAUCUGUGAAUUUCAGAUCACUUUAACAAACUGAACUUGAAAUAAAGCCACAAAGUGUUUUGUUUUUGUGUGUCUUUCACGACACCCUGACAAAAAAUACAAUUACUUUGUUGCAAAAUGUAGUUUGUGCAUACAAAAGGCUGUAAAGUAAUGGUUCACCUACGUCUGAUAUGCGUCAGUGAUUGCUGAGGCUACAGUCUUUGGACAAAUCAAUCGGUCCCUGUGUAACUACAGUGGGUCUGUGCUUAGAGGACCAACAGUACAAAUGUCCGUUAUAUUACUCUGUCUCUCCUGCAGGUCAGAUAAAUACUGAUCAGCUGCAAGAAGGGGGAAAAAAAUAAAUAAAUCCCCAUUUCUGAUUGGCCAGAAACACCCCUGUGACAGCUCUAACACACCGACGCCUGAAAAGAUGCAAACCACAACAACGGAGCAAUAGAACCACAGUUAAGUCUGUGUUAUGAAGACUUUAAAGAUCGCCACUUGUUUUUGCCAGACAUUCACAACAAGGGUAUUAACGAGAAGGAAAAGUGUAAAGAUUCAACAAAGAAAAGGAAAAAUAAAACGACUUGGAGAAAAUCUGGACACUUUUUUUUGUACUGCAUGUUUUUGUCGUUUUUUACAAAAUGGUCUUUGAUCGUUAACUUGUUAUUUUUUAAUCCAAACCUUGGCAUUUACGGUGGUAUUUUCUCAAUUUGUUCGCCGAUUAAAAAUGGCUGUUUAUGGUUGAUUAUUAUUGGCAAUGAAGCCUGUCGCAUAAACAGGUUUGCGGAUGUGAUACUGAGUCCAAUGUGACUUUAAAGGUAACCAGUGGAGGCUGUUUCUCGUAACGUGUCGCCAUCACAUCGGCUGUAAUCAACAAUCUGUGGUACACCUCGUACCUUCAUGUUACACCACAUGCACAUCUUUACACAUUAACAGAAGACCUGAAGUUGGAGGUUUCAGUUGGGAGAAGAGUACUGUAGUGCUGGAAAACACUGGUGUUGAGCUUUAUGCAGGGAUGCUGUGGCAUCUUUAAACUAAUUGCCAGAACUGACUGGACUAUUUUGUUGAAAUCGGAAUUUUCGGGAAUGACAGCAUGAAUACUGCCAAAAAUAAAAUCAUAGACAUUGCGUAGAUUCAGCAGAUUUUAGGCCACAUAGAAUGAUGGCUAGCGCUAAAAGGUAGGGUAAGUGCUAGCGUGCUAAAAAUGUAUAAACCAAUGGGCAAAAGUGAUACAGGAUGAAAACAAGUGAUAAUGAAGGUUAUUUUUUGAGUUAUUUAGGUAUAGACUAAGUCAUGGACUGCUGAUGCUAGCAUGGCCGAUAACCAGGAAGCACUGCGAGUACCUCCACCCCCAGAGAACCCCCGGCUUUCAGAGGUUUUUAAACAAGCUGAUCAUAGAAGGUAUAAAACAGAUUAAUUUGUCUGACUCAAUAGCUACGCCCAAGACAGAAGUGCCUAAAACCUGCAUUCUAUCUGAAGACCACCAGAUGGCGAUAGCUGUGCUUGCUAAAAGAACAGUUUCCUGCUGAGUUAUUGGCUAAGUCACUCAUUCGGUUUUUAAUUUUUUUAAGUCUAUUUUGUAAAUCUUGGGUCGUAAUAUGCUUCAAAAAGGAAUAUCUAUGGUACACCCAAUGGUAAUAAUUCAAAAACUUUUAGCCAAUGAGUAAGUAGUCCCAGUCAGAUCUGGUUUUUUGUUUGUUUUGUUUCAUUUUAAAUCAAGACAGUAAAAGUGAAGAUGCCAAUAUUAAGACUUCAAAGUGGGACUUGAGGAUCAGAUACAUGGGACAGAUUUGCCUGAUAAAAUCCAGUUUCAUUCUUACAAUUAAAAAAAAAAAAAAAAAAA
Messenger RNA from Oreochromis aureus, 5262 nucleotides. RefSeq names its product dTDP-D-glucose 4,6-dehydratase. Gene Ontology annotation, molecular function: dTDP-glucose 4,6-dehydratase activity. Gene Ontology annotation, biological process: nucleotide-sugar metabolic process. The coding region runs from base 278 to 1342 and encodes 354 amino acids. The record is from RefSeq and is a predicted model, not a curated record. NCBI's taxonomy places the organism in Eukaryota, Metazoa, Chordata, Actinopteri, Cichliformes, Cichlidae. The transcript is spliced from 12 exons.